Cladocopium goreaui is the source of this 1779-nucleotide messenger RNA. The record is from the annotation of a GenBank genome assembly. NCBI's taxonomy places the organism in Eukaryota, Dinophyceae, Suessiales, Symbiodiniaceae.
AUGUCCGCGUCCAUCGCUUCGAUCAUCGAUCAUUCGCUGCUGCAUCCCACGCUUACAGAUGAAGACUUGGGGCACGGCUGCGCGGUGGCGGAAACCUAUUGUGUGGCCAGUGUUUGUGUAAAACCGUGCGAUGUGGCCAGGGCGGCCGAGUUCUUGGCCGAAUCGGAUGUAGCCGUGGGCACUGUGGUGGGGUUUCCGCAUGGGGCCCAUACGACCGACACCAAGGUCUUCGAGGCGCGGCAGGCCUGUGUUCAGGGGGCGACCGAACUGGACAUGGUGGUCAACGUGGGUCGGGUGCUGGGGCAAGAUUGGGCCUACGUUCAGGCCGACAUUCAAGCCGUGACUGAAGUGGCCCAUGAGAUGAAGGCCCUGGUCAAGGUGAUCUUCGAGAACGACUUUCUUCCACACGACGUGUAUAAGAUUCGUCUGUGCGAGAUCUGCCGCUCGCUGGGGGUGGAUUUUGUGAAGACCUCCACCGGGUUUGGCUUCGUCAAGCAACCGGGUGGGCAUUAUGCCUACGAGGGGGCGACCGAAAGCGAUAUUCGGUUGAUGCUUGAAAACUGCGGCCCAGACAUGCGAGUGAAAGCCGCCGGCGGGAUCCGCGACUACGCCGCCGCACUGCACCUGCGCGAUUUGGGUGUGGCCCGAAUUGGGGCGACGGCCACGGCGACGAUUGUGGCCGAAGAGCAAGCGGCCCUGCGGGAUAUUAGUAGCGGGACCUGCAACGCCUUCGACCAAUUCCAAGCUAUCGCGCGUGGGUCACCGGAACAGGGAACUCACGAUAUGGCAACCGAUUUGAGCACAGCAUCCGAGUUGGAACUUGUAGACGACCUGGUCGAAACGGGAAACGAGGCCGUCGUCCCGGUUUAUCAGGAAGCCGUUGAAGCCGAGGCCCAAGAGGCCGCCGCUGAGGCAAAGAAGCCGAGCGUGUGGCGACAUGGGGUCGAUUGGCCCGUGUUUGCUUGGAUUGCCUUCUUGCAUGUCGGCGCGCUGGCGGCGCCGUUCUUCUUCACCUGGAAAGCCGUGGGGCUGUUCUUUGGCCUGUGGUGGCUGACCGGCGGGAUUGGCAUCUGUCUGGGCUAUCACCGGCUGCUGACGCACGGCAGCUUUCAGACUCAUCCGUUCAUGCGACGGCUGAUUGCCGUGUGUGGCUGUUUGGCGGGCGAGGGCUCGCCGCUGAUGUGGGUGGCCACGCACCGCAAGCAUCAUGCGUUCAGCGAUCAAGAGGGCGAUCCGCAUACUCCGCGAGAUGGUGGCUGGUGGAGCCACGUUUUGUGGUUGUUCCCCGGCAACGAAGAGGGUGGCCAGGACAAGUUGUUCAGCCGGUAUGCCCCCGAUUUGCUGAAAGACCCUUUCAUGCCGUUCUUGCACCGCACGUUUCUGCUGUGGCACUGGGGCCUGGGGUUCGCCCUGUUUCUCACCGGUUGGUACUUCUGGAAUGCGUACACCGGCUGGUCUUUUGUGUUCUGGGGCAUCUUCCUGCGAUUGGUUGUCGGGUUGCACGCUACGUGGUUGGUGAACUCGGCUACGCAUAUGUGGGGAUAUCGCAACUACGAGACGUCGGACGACAGUCGGAAUUUGUGGUGGGUCGCGGCGCUUACCUUUGGCGAGGGCUGGCACAAUAACCACCACGCGUUCCAGCGUUUGGCCCGAAAUGGACACCGCUGGUGGGAGUUCGAUCCCACGUUCCUGACGAUUCGGGUGAUGCAGGCCGUGGGUCUGGCCUGGAAAGUGGUCGACCGAAUUCCCCAAUUUCGCGAGAAAGUCGCCCGGGGCUGA